Messenger RNA from Amyelois transitella, 1102 nucleotides. It is a transcript of the gene Trs23, whose product is annotated as trafficking protein particle complex subunit 4. Gene Ontology annotation, cellular component: TRAPP complex. Bases 194 to 847 code for a protein of 217 amino acids. NCBI's taxonomy places the organism in Eukaryota, Metazoa, Arthropoda, Insecta, Lepidoptera, Pyralidae. The record is from RefSeq and is a predicted model, not a curated record. The transcript has 4 exons. Gene Ontology annotation, biological process: endoplasmic reticulum to Golgi vesicle-mediated transport.
UUGAUUUUGAUGGAUGACAGGACCGUCUAAUCGAGAUAUAUAAUAAAGGAGAGAUCAGAGAAGUGAGUGAGAAGAGAGAGAUCAACAGAAAUCAGAAUCUGAUUGAGAGAUUUAUAUAUUAUUUCAAUUUGAUUUUGUUGAGGGGUGUUUUGUCUAAUUGUACUUUUAUAGACCUUAAAACGCAAGUGAUAAAAUGGUAAUAUACGGCAUUUACAUAGUAAGCAAAUCUGGUGGUCUCAUAUACAACUAUGAUCAUGUUAUUCCGCGCGUGGAAACUGAAAAGACAUUUGGCUUUCCUUUAGACAUAAAGUUACAAUACGAAAACAAAAAAAUUGUCGUCGCUUUUGGCCAGAGGGAUGGAAUCAAUGUUGGCCAUGUACUGCUUUCUGUCAAUGGUUCUCCAGUCAACGGGCGCACUACUGAAGAUGGCAGAGAUGUUUUUGAUGUCAUUGAAGCUAAGGUGAACUACCCACUAAGUUUGAAGUUUGGACGAGCGCGAGCCACAACCAAUGAGAAGAUAGUCCUGGCCAGUAUGUUCUAUCCACUGUAUGCCCUAGCCAGCCAACUCAGCCCCGUGCCCAAAUGUUCAGGGAUAGAAACACUAACUGCAGACACUUUCAAGUUAUCCUGUUUUCAAACAUUAACAGGAGUAAAGUUUAUUGUGGUGACAGACCCCAACAUGCAAGGUUCAGAAGUUGUACUCAAGAGAAUAUAUGAGUUGUACUCUGAUUAUGCACUGAAGAAUCCAUUUUAUUCCCUGGAGAUGCCCAUUCGAUGUGAGCUUUUUGACACAUCCCUACACACACUGUUGGAGCUGGUAGAGAAAUCUGGCACUACAAACUUAUAGCUUGCUUUGUAAAAAAAUAUGAAUCUUUUUCCUUUCAUUGAUAAAGUAUUGGUAAUAUAUAAAUUUUAUGUAAAUAUAGAUGUAAGUUUAUUAAGUUGUUAUUAAUUAAAUUAAAUAAAAUAAAUAAGUCUUUUUGAUGGGCUAGCAACCUUUAUUGGAAUUUAAAGUUUAAUCAUUAGGCCAGCUGAAUGUGGCUUUUCAUUCUUUGCAAGACUGUUGGCUCUGUCUUCCGCAUAAGGAAUGAAGACUAAAAUU